UUAUAUUAAUGUACUACUGAUGGAGGCUACGGCCGAAACAUGUUUAGUACCAGAAACAUUUAAAUAAACAGUGACGUGUUUGUACGAUUUAUUUAAUUUCAUAAACUUUGUACAAAUAUUACGGCCGCACUAGAGGUUACACAAUACUAAUUCAAAUCAAACUCGGUACGUACGGAAACGCAUUCUUAUAGCAGAGUUGUCGUUCGUGCCUCAACAUACAUGAAUGCAAUGAACCGCAGAGUGAGGGAAACGGUAUAACUAAAACGACCGAGAAUUUUCGUCUAUCUUCAUGAUCGUUUUUGAAUGAUCUUUUUUAUGCCCCCGGAUCGACAGAUCGGGGGUAUAUUGUUUUGGGCCUGUCUUUCUGUCAUUCUGUCCCAAAACUUUAAUAUUACAGUAACGUUUUGCAAUAACUUUUGAAAUAUUGAACAUAGCAACUUCAUAUUUGGCAUACAUUUGUAUCUCAUGGAGCUGCACAUUUUGAGUGGUGAAAGGUCAAGGUCAUCCUUCAAGAUCAAAGGUUUUUCCCAUUCAAAGUCAUGGUACCUGAGCUAUUGGCAAAAACAGUGGAAGAAAUGGAAAUGGAAAAAAGAUCUGAUACAAGAUCUCCAAGACAGAAGGAAUAGACUGCCAAAUGGAGAUUCCUAUAAAGGGGUAUCAGGAACAGAAUGGCGUGUGUGCAGGUGGUAUCCGGAACAGAAUGGCAUGUGUGCAGGUGGUAACACCCUUCAAACUGGAAGGCAGGGAUUAAUAAUACAAGAUGAAGUGAAUAGAGGCUGGUACAUUCAGUUUGAGUCCACAUCCGGAAAGCAUCAACAAGAAGGAAUAAUUGUGUGCCUCAGUGUUGUCAAUGCUGGUCCUGCAGGGACAUGAAGGUCACCUGGAAGGAGGGGGAGUUGAACCAUGAAAGGGGAGACAAGACUCAGUUGACAUCUGACUGUAAACAUGACUUAUUUGAAUGCUCAACAGUCAUAAUCAUUAUCAACAGCAGUCAUUGUCAAUGUUAGAGUGAAACUAUGUAUGUUAUUGUCCCCUAUAUUAUUGGAUAUUUGGAUAUUCAAGUUAGUCUGCUAAAGCCUUAAAUAAUGUUAUUUUGUUUAUUAAGUCAUACUUGUACAAGUGUAAAAUGAAUAAAUGCAUUCCAAGCAUAACAGGAGCAAAGAUAUACACUAAGUAUGAAUAUGAUAACUUGAGAAAAAUAUCGAUUUCACACAAUAAGUUAGACUCCUUUGACAGUGAGUGGGAACAAUUUAAUGCUAUGUCCUCAAUACUUAGAAUUUAAAUUUGAUGACUGUUGUAGUUUAAAGCACUUUUUACAAAUACUAUUUAAAGCGUAUCGUUAUUCAAAUAAAAUGUAGGACCUAGGUCAGUCAGUCUGUCCAUCAUUCUGUCAGUCACACUUUUUUGGAUCCUGCCAUAACUUUAAAAGUUCUUCAUAUUUUUUAAUGAAACUUAAAAUAUGGAUAGAUGGCAAUAUGGAGAUUAUGCACAUCAUUUCAUUUUGUUCCUACAUCAAUAAUUGUGGUUGCUAUGGCAACAAAUAUAAAAAAAUAUAUAAAAAAUUCUGACAAUGGUGGAGUUUCACCGGUAGGGGACCAUAUUGCUUGGCAAUGUCUUGUUUCAUCCGCUAUAACAAUGUACACAUUCUUUGCUGUUCUUUCAAACUGGACGAUGUUUUUUUUUUCUCUAUAUGUACUUUGUACAUGUUUUCUUUCUUUCCAACACUGAACUCUAUAUGUGCUAGUAAUUGUAAAGUUUUCAAGACACUUCACUUACUUGUUAGUUUUUGUCUGUUGUUGACUACUACUAUACAUAACUUAAGAUACGAGUUGGUUGCAUAACAUGCUUGUUUUUUUGUUGUUGUGUCAUAUUUCAAAUCAUUAUUGUUACAAUUUAUAUUGUAUAUGUACUUGUUUGCAAUUGGAAAUAAAAUGUGUUGGGAUAAAAAAAAUCUACUAAUCAGUUGGUUCCUAUAUUACUGAAUAUGUUUAAAUGCUAAAUGUAUGCUAGUACUGAAAAUGCUGAAUUGUAUUUGUAUAUAAGAUCUAUUUUGAAGAAUCAAAAUUUGUUUUAUAGUAAUAAAAAAAAAAAAAUGUUAUUGUCCCCUACCGGUGAAACCGGAGGGCAAUUAUAGUUUGCGCUCAGAGCGUCAGUCAGUCAGUCUGUCUGUCACAUUUUUCUGGAUCCGGCGAAUCUUCAUUUUUUUUCAUGAAACUUGAAACACGGACAGAUGGCAAUAUGGAGAUUAUGCAUAUCAUUUCAUUUUGUUUCCACGGCAAGAAUUCUGGUUGCUAUGGCAACAAAUAAAAAAUAAAAAUAAUCUGACAAUUAUGGUGUUUCACCAGUAGGGGACCAUAUUGCUUGGCAAUCUCUUGUUAAUUAGUAACCUCUUUGUUAAAUUCUAUCAUUACCUAUUUUUCAUAAUUCUUAUAAUCCUUUUAUUACACUUGUGAUUUUUUUUCUUUCUUUGGCUUGAAGGCAAUUGCAUGCUGAUUUGCUACUAAAUGUUGUUGUUGUUGUUGCUAUGGUUGUUUCACUGUGAAAUAAAGAGCAUUCUGCAGAAAAAUA
Dreissena polymorpha is the source of this 2568-nucleotide messenger RNA. RefSeq lists its product as uncharacterized. The transcript has 5 exons. Bases 466 to 873 code for a protein of 135 amino acids. The record is from RefSeq and is a predicted model, not a curated record. NCBI's taxonomy places the organism in Eukaryota, Metazoa, Mollusca, Bivalvia, Myida, Dreissenidae.